GCCAAGAUGGCGGCUACCAAGAGGAAGCGGCGUGGGGGCCUGGCGGGCCAAGCGAAGAGGCCGAAAAGGAGCGAGAAAGAUGCCAGGCCUCCAGCUAAGCAGCGCGACGAGGCAGAGGAGGCGGAGGAAGAAGACAGAAACCGCAUCCCAGGCCCUGUCUGCAAGGGCAAGUGGAAAAAUAAGGAACGGAUUCUCAUCUUUUCUUCCAGAGGAAUAAAUUUCAGAACAAGACAUUUAAUGCAAGACUUAAGAAUGUUGAUGCCUCAUUCGAAAGCAGAUACUAAAAUGGAUCGUAAAGAUAAGUUAUUUGUGAUUAAUGAGGUUUGUGAAAUGAAAAAUUGCAAUAAAUGUAUCUAUUUUGAAGCUAAGAAGAAACAAGACCUCUAUAUGUGGCUUUCGAAUUCACCUCAUGGACCAUCUGCUAAAUUCCUAGUUCAAAAUAUUCAUACCCUAGCUGAACUGAAGAUGACUGGAAACUGUUUAAAAGGUUCUCGGCCCCUUUUGUCUUUUGACCCUGCUUUUGAUGAAUUACCACAUUAUGCUUUGUUAAAAGAACUCUUAAUUCAGAUCUUUAGCACACCACGGUAUCAUCCCAAAAGCCAACCAUUUGUGGACCAUGUGUUUACUUUCACUGUUUUGGAUAAUAGGAUAUGGUUUCGGAACUUUCAGAUCAUAGAGGAAGAUGCUGCUCUUGUAGAAAUAGGACCUCGUUUCGUCUUAAAUCUCAUAAAGAUUUUCCAGGGAAGUUUUGGAGGACCAACUUUAUAUGAAAAUCCUCACUACCAGUCACCAAACAUGCAUCGGCGUAUCAUAAGAUCUAUCACAGCUGCAAAAUACAAAGAGAAACAGCAAGUUAAAGAGGCACAGAAACUGAGAAAGAAAGAACCAAAGACUAUUCUUCCACAUGAUCCCACAGCAGAUGUUUUUGUUAUACCAGCUGAGGAAAAACCGAUAGAGAUUCAGUGGGUGAAACCAGAGCCAAAAGUUGAUUUGAAAGCAAGAAAGAAAAGGGUUUACAAAAGGCAAAGAAAAAUGAAACAGAAAGUGAGCAGUGGAAAUGCAAAAUGAAUCACUGGAUACCUAAUUUUAUAUUUAUUUUGUAUUCAAUGUGUAAAUACUUUUCAGGACUGUCUUACAUCUAAUUAGUGUGGCAUUUAAAAGAAAAUUAAAAUCUGUGGCUUCAGUAGUAUCUGUUUUUCUAAAUAAAAUAUCACCAGAACUCAUCAAUUCUGUUUUUCUGUUCAAAGCUUAUUUGGUAUUACUAAAAAUUUAGAGCACUUAAGGUUUAGGCCUGCCCUCUUGGAUUAAAAUUUUAGUUAAGCAAAGAUGAAAUUUAAACAGAUUUAUUGAGUCGUUACUUGUAAAACAAUGCAUUAGGCAGUUUGAGAGAAAGAGUUUUGGAUGGUGAAGUGGGAGGUGACAGGAAGGAAAGUAUCUUACUGGGGUUUGAGUCCCUGAGUCACCAAUUAAUGAGGCCUUGGACAAGCCAACCUCUGAUCCUCUGAUCUUGUUUUUUCACCUCAAAAAAGUACAAUAAAAAUGCUUACGUUUUGAGAA
This is a messenger RNA of Miniopterus natalensis, 1557 nucleotides long. RefSeq names its product biogenesis of ribosomes BRX1 (gene BRIX1). Lineage: Eukaryota; Metazoa; Chordata; Mammalia; Chiroptera; Miniopteridae. Gene Ontology annotation, biological process: ribosomal large subunit assembly; rRNA processing. The record is from RefSeq and is a predicted model, not a curated record. Gene Ontology annotation, cellular component: nucleolus. Gene Ontology annotation, molecular function: rRNA binding.